Dreissena polymorpha is the source of this 1524-nucleotide messenger RNA. Its product is annotated as peroxidasin homolog pxn-2-like. The coding region runs from base 49 to 1416 and encodes 455 amino acids. The record is from RefSeq and is a predicted model, not a curated record. Gene Ontology annotation, biological process: response to oxidative stress. Lineage: Eukaryota; Metazoa; Mollusca; Bivalvia; Myida; Dreissenidae. The transcript is spliced from 8 exons. Gene Ontology annotation, molecular function: heme binding; peroxidase activity.
CAUCCGUAAUCGUUGCAUUUUCUUAGUCAUUCAAGUUUUUCAGUCAAAAUGAGUCGUCACUUCAUUUUUAGUUUUAUUCAAGCUGAUGCAACUGUAACUCAGCGUCAGCAGAUCAACGACAUUACGUCAUACAUCGACGCUUCCAACGUCUACGGCUCUUCUGACGAGCGACUCUCGUCCUUGCGAGAUGGGACUACGCGUACGUAUGACGUCAUGCAAAUAUACCUGACUUCCGGUCGUUGGACAUCCGUUUAUUGGUCAUUUAACAUGCUUAUAGCAGAAAGUGUUAGGAUUUGGGCUAACAUAUUUUACGCUAAAGAGCGUCUGCGCCGAGAUAUUCCAAAUGAUGAAAAAGCGUUCCAACGGACGAGAAAUCUGUUGAUCGGAAUCAUGCAGAAGAUUGUUUACGACGAAUUUCUCCCUGCUUUCCUUUCGCUGGAAGCGAUGAAGAAUUAUAAACUCGCCAGUUCGAAUAAGUUCGAAUACGACUCGAAACUGGAUGCCACCAUCGUCAACCCUUUUGGAAUAGCGUAUCGCAUGGGACGCACAUGGAUCCCCACGUUAGUGUCAGUUUACACAAAGGACUUCAAAUUGUUCUUUCAACAAUUCUUGAACGAGACCUUCUUUGACCCGACCAUGACCUACAUCGAGUCUGUGAACGGAGCUCCAUCUGGGAUGCAGGGACUUGCGUACGCGAUGUUGGCACUCGAGGCACCCGAAACAGAUAGAACCAUCGAUGACGUUGUGCGCAACACUUUGUUCGUCAACCCCGUAGCCGAUACUUCCUUCGAUCUGGCAUCCCUGAACAUCCAGAGGGAUCGCGACCACGGACUCCCUUCCUACAACGAGUACCGGAAGUACUGUGGGCUGUCGGAAGUGACGUCAUGGAGCACCUCAGCAGCGUUAGGAGGACUUGUUAAUCAUGACGCUGACACAAUUACGAAGCUCCAGGCGGAUAUUUAUCCAGGUUUCCUAUACGGCGAUCUGUUUGGCACUCCAAAAGACAUCGACCUGUUCCCCGGGGCCCUAAGCGAGAAGCUCGUCCCAGGGGGAGCCCUGGGUCCGACAAUGGGGUGCAUCAUUGGAGACCAGUUCCGCAGGGUCAAGUUCGGAGACAGAUUCUUCUAUCAAAAUCAAAGGACAGGAUUUAACGAAGCGCAACAGACCGCCAUUCAGAAGUACAGCCUGGCCUCCCUGCAAUGUAGAAACUACCAAUUCAACAAGGUCCAGUUCUCAAACGUCUUCAGACUCUCCGAUCCACUUAAGCGCUGCCAUGAUAUCAGUGACCUCGAUAUUGGACCUUUCCGUCCGUCGACCGGCAAAGGGGACGGCGGUACUGAUGGGCAUGGUGACAGAGGCGGCGGACACGCGCACCAUAAACAGCGUGGCCACGUAGGGCGUUUAUUCCCUCAAUGAAAACUUUACAAUUUAAAACACACACACACACACACACACACACACACACACACGCACGCACGCACGCACGCACGCACGCACACACGCACACACACACACACACACACA